Messenger RNA from Paramecium pentaurelia, 4054 nucleotides. The record is from the annotation of a GenBank genome assembly. Lineage: Eukaryota; Ciliophora; Oligohymenophorea; Peniculida; Parameciidae.
AUGAUUAUUUUUGUUUACAUCAUCUUUGUAAAGACUUGUUCAGUACCAAAUCAAGAGUACAAUAUCUAUCCUACAGAAGGAGAAUUAAUAGAAAUUACUAUGGAUAAGUUAAUUUAAGGUAGUAAUCUAACUUAUUAAUGCGAAAAGUGCUCAUAAGGCAUCAGUGUUUCAAAUAUAUUUGAAAACUAAUAAUUAUUUGAAAAUAGUAAUUUAUUACUUAAAAUUAGAAUAUACAUUUAAAUCUGUUUCAUUUCAUGAAGACAAAAUUUAUGCUUUAACUACAGAACCUUCUAUUAACAUUUAUUUGAAUAAAAAUGGAAAAAUGAACCAUAAUCCUAUAUAAAUAAUCAAUAUUAGUUAAUCCUAGGAAUGCUUUAGUAUUACAUAUACAGAAUUUUAUAAUAUUAUUAUAGAUUGUUAUGAACAUCAAAUAUUAUUUCUAUACUAUAUUAGAAAUAAUAGUUUAAGUCUAAUUUACACUUCUAAUAGUUCUAUUCCUAAUUACACUAAAAUAAGUUCUAUUGUCAAAAAUACAUCAACAUCUAUUAUUUAUGGAUAGUCUUUUGCUUAAGUCAACACAAAUGAUUCAAAUUUGAUUAUAUUGAAUUUGACAAUUUUAUAAGAGCAUAAAAGACAAACAUUUAUAGUUACAGAUAACUUAUAAGAUAAUGCAUUUAAUUUUUUUGUAUCAAAUAAAGAAUCUAUAAACCAAACAAUAUUUAUAUAGUAUUAUGAUUAUAUAAAUUCAUAUGUAUUAUAAGAAAAUGGAACACUUUUAUAAGUCAAUAACAUAUCUUUCACACAUGAAAUUAUUAAUAUGGCUUAUUAUUAUUCAUAAGAUGAAUAUUAUUAAUUUGAUAGACUUUUUUUAAUAGUUUUAGACGAUGAUUUUGAUUAUAUGUAUUUCAUAGAUGUUUUUUAUUGUGAUUCAUUUUAUGUAGAAACUCUGGAGUCUAAAUAAUAACGAAAAGAAGUAGAUCGAUUAGCCUAAAUAUUUAUUAGUUAAGAUUUCAUUAUCAUAUAUAGUAAGUUUUCAAUUAGUAUUUUGAAAAAUGAAAAAUUUAAUCAAAUUCUAUUCAGAAAAUAAUAAGUAUAUGAUAAAUAAACUGUUAUAUACUUUGAUGAAUUAGGUGAGUAUUUGUACAUUUUUGGAGAAACUAUUAUCAUUCAUAAACUAUAGAUUCCUCUUUUAAGUUUUUCAUCUAAUGAGAGUUAAGGUAAAUUUUCUAUUAGAGCUUUAGAAAUAGAUGGUUAUUUUUAAAUCCAUUUAUGCUAAGUAAAUAUUAAUUUUCAAUAAGUUUCCUAAUCAAAUAACAAUAUAUAUCCCAUAUUCAUAUACCCUUAAGAAUCAUAUAUAAAUUUAUUAUAAUUUCCUUUUGAAUAUUGGAUUCAUUCUCUUUCAGGGCCACUUAUAAAAGCAAUAUCUCAUGUUAGCGAUGAAAAUUUAGGUUAUUUUUAUGACAAUACUUCAUACAAAAUCAAUUCAUCAUUAUAAUAAAAUUACUAUAUAGCAAAAGCUUUUUCUGUUAAUUUGUUUUAAGAAUAUCAGAGUUCAAAUUUUAGUAUUCUUUUUACAGUUGCUGUCAACAAUUAAAAUUUAGACAUUUAUUAAUUAAAUAAUAAAUCAAUUGUUAGUUCUAUUGAUAUUAAUUAUAUGAAUACUAAUGUAACUUAAAUUGAAAUUACAUUUGUUGUUCUUAAUUAAUAAGUUUUUUAUAUAGUAUGCCUAAGUUUUGGUUAAAAUAUUAUUUAAGUUUAUUAAUAUAAUAAUCAUUUACAAAUGAUUAACAAUUUAACCUUAUAAACAGAAACAUUUAAGUAGUUUUAAUUAUUAUCUAAUUCAAUAGUGCUAUUACUAAAUACAAAUGAAAUAUCAAUAAUAAAAUUUGAUAAUAAAAGUUAAAUAUUGUUUAAUUCUAAAAUUUUAGAAGAUGCUUUAGGUUAAAAGGUUCACUUAAAUCUAACAAAUAUUGUUAUUAAUUAAUAAUACUAAUCUAGAGUCUUAUACAUAAACAAUUAUAAUAAUUUUAUAAUAGGUUAUAUAACAGAGUAACUCAACUUUGUAUUUAUUUCAAUCAAAAAUGUUAUUUUUCAAAUUGAAAAUCUAUUUGUUGUAAAUAAUUUGUUAAUAUUGUCUUGAAUUCCUGAAUAUUAAGAAAUUGUUUUUUUUGAGGUUUGGAAUGCUAAAAAUUUGAAAAAUCCAAUUUAUUUAAAAUAAAUGAAAUCUAUAAGUUUUGAUUUAGAUUAAAAUUCAAUUUCCUAUUUUUCUGACAAUUAAUUUUUUUAUGUAUUACAUAGCUCAACUUUAUAUGUAUAUAAUCCAAAUUUACCUGGACAUUCAAGUCUUUAUUAUCAUUAUCAAUUUGAAGGUCUUUACUUCACAAGUAUAGCUAUUAAUAGUUUUGCAUUUCUUUGUUUUAAUUAGAGCUUCUAUUUGCUUUCACCUAUUUUACUAUAAGCUUUUUAUAAUAAAGACAUACAUUAAUAGUUUCUUAUAUAAUAAAUUUUUAAUUUCACCUUUUAAUCAUAUCUUGAUGAUUAAAACCCUUAUAAUUAAUCAAAUAGCUCAUUAACAAUCAUAAAUAAUUAUUUAGAUAUAAAUUUAAAAGAUUCAUAAGUUAAUGUUAAUAAAUCUUAAUCUUAUGUUGUACUUUUUAAAUAUAAUAUUUCAUUAUAAGGUUAAGCACUAUAUUUUAAUAUUACUGAUAAAGAUAGUAAAUUGACUAACAAUAUUGAAAAUCCUUAAAAAAAAAAUUAAAGAUAAAUUUACAAUCAAAUUAUUUAAUAUAAUAAUUCUAAUUAGAAAUACUUUAUGCUUCUUAAUAAUUAGGGUAUUUACAAUUAUAGUUAGGAUAUCCCAUAUAAUUUUUUUACUACUUAUAAUUAAUGUAUUGCAUCAACUAUUUAGAAUUAAACUAUUUAUGCUUUAUGUUAAGAUAAUUAAUCAUAAUAUUAUAUUAUCAGUAUAAAUUUAUCAAAUGUAACUUCUAACACUGUAUAUCCUAAUUAAAUUCUGAAUUUAUCAAAUAACAAUUAUAGAAAUAAUUCAUGGAUAAGAAUAUAAAAUAAUAAGCUUUAUAUAUGGAAUGAUACAAUUUAUAUGUAUAAUCUUAAUUAAAUUGAAUAACCACAAUAAUUUAUUUGUAAAAGUACUUAAUUCGGAUUUUAGAGUAUAGAAAUUAAUUUGACUGCUGGUGUUAUAAUAAUAUAUAUAUAUUUUAAGCCAAUUCAUAAAGAUUAAUUAUACUACAAAUUUGCAUAGACCAAUAAUGAUUCAACAUUUACUCAUGGAGAUGAAAAUUCUAUCCUUUUACGAAGUUUUACUCAAUAAUAUUUUUCAUUUGACACAAUACCUAUGAUUUAAAAAAAAUAUAAAUAGAUUUUUGUAAUGAUUUCCAAUUCUAAUUUCAAUUUAAUGGUUUCAUUUCUUUUGGUAAUUAAUAAAUAAAAUAUCACAAAUAGUCAACUAAUUUACCAAAGUAUAAUAUAAGCAUCGCCACCAUAUGAUAAACAUUAUUUUAAUGUAUCGUAACUACCAUAAUAUAAUUCAUAAUUAUUAUUCUUUAUGUAUUCUAACACUUAAAACCAAACUAAUCAAACACAUAUGAUUAUCUUUUACAAUAUUUCUAAUAAUACAAGUGUUAAUAUAUAAAAUCCACUGCUUUAUGAAGGUGGAUAUAUAUUUUCACUUAAUUAAACUUUAGUUAAUGAUUUUUCAUUUAUAGCUUAGAAUAAUUCAUCCGGAAAUAUAUUAAUUCUAUUGAAUAAUGGUAGCACUUUAGAACUUUAAUUGAAUAUAUUCUCCCUAAAUAUAAGUUUAGGAGGAUCAAGUUCAAAAAAUAAAGAAUAUAUAAAUUUAACAGCCUAUAAUUAUUAUAACUCAGGAUAAGCUAAAAUCAAUUUCACAAUUCAAAAAGAUCAUUUAUUUGAAAAAACAUCCUUUUACAUAUUGUUUGGAAUUACCAUUAUUGCAUUAAUAACAUCUAUCGUAGUAUGCUCUUUUUAUUAAAAAGAUAAUAUUGAAGAAGAAUAUGAUUCAGAUGAUGAAUUAUGA